CCUGAGCUGAGGACAGUACAGCCAGGAGCAGCUCAGGAGGCCAGGGCUGGGUGUCCAGUCCUCAGCACCGACCUCCUUCCGACCCACCGUAGGACGGGCACCGCGCCGGGGUGAGGGGCUGCUCCACGUCCGCUGACGAUGUGGCUGAACCCGGAGGAGGUGCUGCUGCUGGCCAACGCGCUAUGGGUGACCGAGCGAGCCAACCCGUUCUUUAUUCUGCAGAGGCGCCGGGGACACGGCAAAGGAGGAGGCCUGACAGGCUUGCUUGUGGGGACUCUAGAUGUUGUAUUGGACUCAAGCGCCCGCGUUGCUCCUUAUCGGAUAUUGCACCAGACCCAAGAAUCACAGAUCUACUGGACAGUGGCUUGUGGAACCUCACGAAAAGAGAUCACUGCACACUGGGAGUGGCUGGAGAACAAUCUGCUGCAGACUCUCUCAAUCUUUGAAAAUGAGGAUGACAUCACAACCUUUGUCAAAGGCAAAAUCCAUGGUAUUAUUGCUGAGGAGAACAAAAGCCUGCUUCCAAAGGAUGAAGAAGACCCUGGGAAGUUCAAGGAAGCCGAGCUGAAAAUGAGGAAGCAGUUUGGGAUGCCUGAGGUGGAGAAGCUGGUGAAUUAUUACUCCUGCAGCUACUGGAAGGGACGGGUCCCCAGACAAGGAUGGCUCUACCUGACUGUCAACCAUGUCUGCUUCUAUUCAUUUUUGUUGGGGAAAGAAGUGACUUUGAUUAUCCAAUGGCUUGAUGUGACUCAGCUUGAGAAGAAUGCAACGCUGCUUUUCCCAGAAUGUAUCAAGGUCAGCACACGGGACAACGAAUACUUUUUCUCCAUGUUUCUUAACAUCAGUGAGACUUUUAAGCUCAUGGAACAGCUCGCCAACAUUGCUAUGAGACAGCUUCUGGACAAUGAGGGUUUCCUGGAGGAUCGGAACUUGCCCAAACCUACACGUCCUCUCAAAAACAUUUCUGCUCUGAAGAGAGACCUGGAUGCUAGGGCAAAGAAUGAACAGUAUCGUGCCACGUUCCGACUUCCCAGAGACGAGAGGCUGGAUGGACACACAGACUGUACAUUGUGGACACCAUUUGCCAAGAUGCAUAUCCCUGGUCAAAUGUUUGUUUCUAAUAACUACAUCUGCUUUGCCAGCAAGGAAGAAGAGGCUUGUCACCUAAUUAUACCCCUCCGGGAGGUAACCAUCGUGGAGAAGGCUGAUAGUUCCAGCGUGCUUCCUAGACCAUUGUCCAUCAGUACUAAAGGGAAAAUGACUUUUCUGUUCGCCAAUCUUAAAGACAGGAACUUUCUGGUUCAACGCAUCUCAGACUUCCUGCAGAAGACAUCACUACAGAGCGCCAGAGGAGACAACGGAGGGGAACAACGGGCUGCCAUGCGGAAAGGAAGCAGUGGCAAUGGCACAUAUGAGGCACCAAGGCUUGAUCCCAGUAGCCCAACUUAUGACGGACCCAGUGUUCCUCAGAAGACUAAUAAUACAGGGGCUCCCACUACCUCUCAUGGGCUCCUGAAACUCUUCCAGAGAGAAUCCAUUGAAGAACUAGGUCCUAAAUGGGCCAAGGAGAAAAUGAAGGAAGAGUCUUGGAACAUUCACUUCUUUGAGUAUGGUCGUGGGAUGUGCAUGUAUCGAACAUCAAAGACCCGUGAGCUGGUGCUAAAAGGCAUUCCAGAGAACUUGCGAGGAGAGCUCUGGCUCUUGUUCUCAGGGGCCUUAAAUGAAAUGGCAACACACCCUGGUUAUUAUGCUGACCUGGUAGAGAAAUCCACAGGAAAAUGUAACCUUGCCACAGACGAGAUAGAGCGUGAUCUCCAUCGCUCUAUGCCUGAACACCCUGCGUUCCAGAAUGAACUAGGAAUAGCUGCAUUACGCCGCGUGCUGACAGCAUAUGCUUUCCGCAACCCUAACAUUGGGUACUGCCAGGCGAUGAAUAUAGUGACCUCCGUUCUGCUUCUUUACUGUAAUGAGGAAGAGGCAUUUUGGCUGCUGGUGUCUUUGUGUGAACGGAUGCUUCCAGAUUAUUACAACACUCGGGUUGUUGGCGCCUUAGUGGACCAGGGUGUAUUUGAGGAAUUGACACGUGAGUUUCUACCACAGCUGUCUGAGAAGAUGCAGGAACUGGGAGUGAUCUCCACCAUUUCUCUGUCGUGGUUCCUCACCUUGUUUCUUAGUGUCAUGCCAUUUGAGAGUGCAGUGGUGGUGGUUGACUGCUUUUUCUACGAAGGGAUCAAACUGAUUCUACAACUAUCACUGGCCGUGCUUGAGGCCAACAUGGAAAGCCUUUUGUACUCCAAUGAUGAAGGGGAAGCCAUGACUGUACUUGGGAGAUAUCUUGAUAAUGUGGUGAACAAGCAGAGCGUGUCACCUCCAAUCCCUCAUCUGCAUGCCCUUCUCACCAGUGGGGAUGAACCUCCGGUUGAGGUUGACAUAUUUGACAUCAUCAAAGCAUCAUAUGAGAAGUUUAGGAGCCUGAGAGCUGAUGACAUUGAACAGAUGCGGUUUAAGCAGAGGCUGAAAGUCAUACAAUCUUUAGAGGAUUCUGCAAAGAGAAGUGUGGUGAGGGCUAUUUCCACUGAUCUUGGCUUCUCCAUGGAAGAGCUUGAAGAUAUGUACGUUCUGUUCAAGGCUCAGCAUCUAAUGAGCUGUUAUUGGGGAGGGAACCGCACAUCCAGCAAUCGCCAUGACCCCAGCCUGCCUUAUCUGGAGCAGUACCGCAUAGACCUAGAUCAGUUUCUGGAGUUGUUCACCCAACUCACACCCUGGUCUUUUGGCCCACACACCUCCAUCUUGGCUACUCGUAUCUUCCGCUUGUUGGAUACUAACAAAGACUUGCUAAUAAACUUUAAAGAAUUUGUAACUGGACUUGGAGGAAUGUAUCAUGGUGAUAUGACAGAGAAGCUUAAAUUUCUUUACAAACUGCACCUGCCACCUGCCCUAGGUGCAGAAGAAACAGAAUCAGCCCUAGAAGCCACAAACUUCUUUACCGAGGAUGUGACUCCAGAAGUAUCUCCUUAUCUCUCCGAACUGGAUCUUAUUCUCCAGAGUGAGUUCCCAGACUCUGAUGGACAGGGCAAUGGAUCUGCAUCUGACAACGGUGACUCUCAAGAAAAAAAGGAGGAGAAAACAGCCAGUGCUCCUGACUAUAAGUACUAUCUGCGCAUGUGGGCCAGUGAGAAAGAGCAGAAGAAGGAAACUAUCAAAGACAUGCCUAAGAUGAACCAGGAGCAAUUUAUUGAGUUAUGCAAGACAUUCUACAAUAUGUUCAGUGAGGACCCAGUUGAGCAAGAACUAUACCAUGCUAUAGCCACGGUGGCCAGUCUUCUGCUGCGUAUUGGUGAGGUGGGAAAAAAGUUCUCCAAUCCUCCCCUUAGGAAUUCUGAAGGUGGGCAAACAAAUAUAACCAGAGAGCCCUCUAGUGAAGAAGAAGAAGAGCAGAGCUCAGGUCUGGAUAGUAGACAGCCGAGGACCUCAAAAGAAGAACAGUCCACGCUACCAAUUCCUGUUCCUGGCAACACUGGGUCAGCUAUCACCCAAGAUGAAAUCCAAAAACUGAAAAAAGAAGUAGGAAACACAGAGAGAAACAGCCCUCCUACGCAGCCCACCUCUGAUGAUGAAACCAAGGAUGAUACCUCAGUCUCCUCCUAUUCUAUGGUGAGCGCCAGCUCACUUCAGUGUGAGGAUAUUGCAGAUGACACAGUGUUAGUUGGGUGUGAGCCUGGCAGUGUAACACCCAAGUAUGGCAGUACCAUUGAUGCAGAAUGGUCAAUCUCUUUUGAACAGAUUCUGGCUUCCAUGCUGACUGAGCAAGCAUUAGUCAGUUAUUUUGAGAAGAAAGUGGACAUUGCACAGAAGAUCAAGCAGAAGAAAGUUGAAAGGCAAAUCAGCUCUUCAAGUGAACAUGAGCUUUCUUCUGUCUCUGGCUAACAGAUGCUAUCCUAAAUUAUUUAGAUGGUUGAGCUUGAGUGAAUUCUCCAUUGAAACAGACAAGACAACUUCUCGUGAACUUGGUCCCUUCUAAGCUGCUCUUCUUGUCUCUGUAUUUUAUGCACCUCCCUUCAGUAGCAAAUGCCACCUUCCGGAAAUCCUUGCUUGAUGUAAUAAUCUUCCGCCUCAAGAAAAAAAACAACAAAAAAACAUGACUUUGUAGGUUUUUAUUUGCAGCUUUAAAACCCUGCAUGCUUUCUUCUUCACUCUUUGGAUAAUCAGUUUUAUAGUCUACUCUGUUUCCAGUAACAUAUCACUGCACCCCAUGCCGUUCCUGGCUAGUUUCACCUGUAUUGAGAAGAUCGCUCCAUCUCCUGGCCCGUGUGUGCCUGUGAAGGUGGAGUAAGAGAUGCCUUUGUUCCUCAUAGCUCUAUACACCUGUCUGUGUGGUGCCUAAGUAAUGUAAAGUAGACUUAUGUUUCAGCUACUGUGGUAGAGCCAACACAUACCGUGUCAUAGGCUUGUAGCUAAUGUGCAAUAUAUUGGUAUACUGAAUAGUAUCCCAAUUUCUUUUUAUUUUACUUUCAAUUAUAUUUACUACAAAUCAGAUCUAUAUAUGUUUAUUUUCCAGUGUUUUUUACCUAUACAUCCAACUUUUAUUUCAUGAUUGGUGUAUAUAAAUUUAUGACUCUCCAUUGGUAAUGUUGGUAUUUUUAUCUCUCCUUGGCUCAGUAACUUAUGCACACUAGAUAUAGCCAUACUGUUGGCAAAAUGCACUAUGCUGCUCUUUAGUCCAUGUGGUUUUUGACACAUUUCAGUUCGCUAUGCCAACUUUUUUUUUUCUUUUUCAUUUUUUACAUCAUGUCAGUGAUAUUUUCAUUACAUUCCAACCUUAGGAGGCUACAUAUUGUAAUACAUUGUAGUACCAUCAUUUUAUCUCCUAUCAUGUUUCAUGAAGAGAUUUGGACACAGCACUUUGAUGGUCAACCUGCUUAUCCACUCAGAUGGCCUCAUGCACAGGACCGUGUCUGUAUUGUGGUUUGAAAACCAAGAAUCUGCAAAAUACAGACACUUUUUGUGUACAGUCUGCAUUUUUUCACGUCCAUGACUAGAAAUAACUAUUCUUCUCUGCAAGAACAGGACAUGAUCUGUACUUUGCAGAAUGGACGUACGGAUGUGGACAGCACACGGAUGACAUUUUUGUGCACCGAUAGAAAUGAAUCUGUCCAUGAGCAAUCUGGACACAGAUACAAAAUAAUACAGUCGUGUGCAUGAGGCCUAAUUUGUAGGUCAACAAAACGCUGUACAAACCUGUGCACCUUAGUACCCCCAAAAAAAAGCUUUAAAAACUGCAUAUCUCACUACACUUCUGAUAGAAAAACAAAGUGGUAAACUUGGAAGAAAACCAGCAAGCACAUCCACCCUUGUUUAAUUUUUUAGGUUUCCCCAAUAUGGAAUCAGUCAAAGCAUUAAGAACUUCAAAGAGACUCAUCCCUUGGUGUUAUAUUUACAGUACUUCUAAUUCUCAGUUUCUUAUGUCAUGCUUCACCUCCAAGAUCCUGCUCUAGUCAUACCAUCAGAUUUGCCUGGAGUAUUGCUUUAACCUGUCUUCUGAAAUGUUAGAAGAUCCAGGUAAUCUUGGAAAGAUGAACAGCCCAUAAAGUGUACAAACCCCUUUUGCCACUCGUCAGAGGCCUCCACUGAAAAAUAUAACCUCAAAGCCUGAUAUAUUGGAGCUUUGUUUUCCUUCAUUUUGGGAAUUACUAAGGGUCUUUUUUCUGGUAUCAACCAAUAGCAGCAUUUUUAUCUCAGUGAUUCAGUAGUCCAAUUUACAAUUGUGUAAUUGGCAGUACAAAAAUGCUUUUCAAAAAUACUCCUAUCUCCUACUGAAAAUCUAUGUUACCUUGUAAGGUAGCCAAGGGUCAGACCUUCAUUAUACUUAUGGAAAAAUACUUAGGAUUAUGGUUAUACAAAGAAAGAGAGGUUAAAGUCGUUCCAGAUUAGAAGAACAGGAUAUGCUGUUUUGUUACCCUCAGCAGCAGCAUCACCCUGGUCCUUUGCCUGUGUCUGGUAUUGGAGUUUUGCCCCAUUCACAUUAAUAGGCCCAAAACCAGCAACCUGGUCCCUGCAUCAUUCAUACAGGCCACAGCAUGAUGUCUGCAUCUUUAUACUGACCGUCUGAAUAUUUGAUGUAUCAUGGCGUACAUCCAGUCAUUUACUUACAGUAAUUAUUGGUACAGUGAGGAACAGAAGUAUUUGAACACCCUGCAAUUUAGCAAGUUCUCCCACUUAGAAAUCAUGGAGGGGGCUGAAAUUCCCAUUGUAGGUGCACUCCCACUCUUAGAGACAGAAUAAAAAUAAAAAAAAAU
Bufo bufo (common toad) is the source of this 6296-nucleotide messenger RNA. RefSeq names its product TBC1 domain family member 9B (gene TBC1D9B). The record is from RefSeq and is a predicted model, not a curated record. Gene Ontology annotation, molecular function: calcium ion binding. Lineage: Eukaryota; Metazoa; Chordata; Amphibia; Anura; Bufonidae. Bases 139 to 3927 code for a protein of 1262 amino acids. The transcript is spliced from 22 exons.